Molecule: messenger RNA, 1802 nt
Organism: Cephus cinctus (wheat stem sawfly)
Lineage: Eukaryota; Metazoa; Arthropoda; Insecta; Hymenoptera; Cephidae
Exons: 8
Coding region: 201-1241 (346 amino acids)
Source: RefSeq, a predicted model, not a curated record
CUCACGUCUGUCAACUAAAAUUUCACGUAACCGCUACAAUUUCUAGAUUCUUAUAAGAACUGUACAUUUAAUAUUCGAUAACAGCCCUUUCAAUAAAAUUAAUGACUUCUUCAUAUCUAAUAUUCAAAUCAUCUUCCAAUUGGGAAAAACUGCAUGUUAAGAUUCUACAAGAAAUAUUGACUACUUGAAAGAAGAAAAAGAUGUUGGAAGAAAUGACUAAUAGUUGGGCACCCAAAUUUCAUUCGUUAUUAGAUUUAACAUUAUUUUUGCCUUUUGCCCCCAACUUUCAGAAUAAUCUACAAAUUGAAGAAAAGAAAAUAGCAGAUCUUGAUAUAUUUGUAGGAUAUUUAAUUUUACUUUGGGCAAUGCUGUAUAUGCUCUAUGAAAAGUGCCUUAAUGUUUUACUUAGAUCUAUGCGUUUUCCUUUAAUGCAAAGAAGUCGGAUUAUUGAUGCUGUGUGGAGUUGUGGGUUUUGCUUCGGGAGCAUAAGUUUUUUAAAAUUCUCAGCAAUGAUAACACCAGAACUCUCAUCGCUGCAAUUAGAAGAAGGACGUCUAGAAUUGGGUCUUAUUUUACAUAAAAGUUUUUAUUUACAUCAUGCAGGAAUAAAAAUUUUCUGUCGCGGUUCAUGGUUGAAGGGCUGGACUGAUCUGUUAUUUGCUCUAUUGAUCAUAAAUUCUCAUCAACACAAAUGGUGUCCAAUAAUUAUUAACAUUUUAUUCUACAAAACCAUUAAUACAUUGCUCGUUGAGAUUUGUCGUAUCUCGCUCUCUCUUUGGCAAACCAAAUUUGGAAAACUUGUUACUAAAACAUUGUUCCUGUGCUACUGCCUUAAUUGGAUAUAUGUAUAUACAUGCUUUGUGCCUGAUUCAUUGAGAGAGAAUAAUAACAUACCUUUACAAUUAUAUCUGUGGAUGUGGUACAUUUCAGAAUGUUUAAACUCAGUGUGGGUGAAAUUGUUGGGAAAUUUUAAUUCUAGUCAUUGGCUUGAAGCGUGCCUCUUUUUGCCACCUACUCCAGAAGCUCUUGAAUUAGCACGAAUCCGAAAGAGACAUAGAGACUCAUUGAAGAAUAACAGAAGUAGUACGAAAACGCCGAAAAAGAUUGAAUUUUGGCGAACUUUACUUUGUGCAAUAGCAAUGAAAAAGAAAAUAAGAAGAAUGCGACAAGCAAAGCAAAAUAAGACGCAAACGGAAACAGCUAAUAACGAAGAGGAAAUUAAAGAAAUAACAAGUGAAUAAUUCAUUCAUGAAAGUCAUUCAUAAAUGAUUCUAUGUUAACAUAAUCAGUUACACAAAUUCCAAGAAUUCGGCCGCAUGCUUAAGAUGCAGUAUUAUCCUCAUAAAAGAGCUCUAUAGAAUUUGCAUAACAUUGCUUAAGGAGAGUCUCCACUCAGUUGUUUUAAAGUCUGGAUACAUAACUAAUUUUUGAUUGAAAUGCACAUUAUCCCAGAAAAGUAUAAGGAUCCCUUUUAGUUUCUUUUGCUUUAUCACACUGAUUCCUGUCCCUUUGAUUUGUGAUGCCUGUGAUGUGCUUUAAGCAUUGUAGUUUAAGAAAUUCCAUGUAAGUUUGUAUUUUAACAAACCUCCAUUCUUUUUAUGUAAAUAUUUAACUUUUUUAGUCCUUUGAUAACAUGAGAGAUGUGCACUUAGCGCUUUUUGCUGCCAUUAGCAAAUAUCCAACAGACCAAAUAUUUGAAUUUCAUAAGUAAAGUCAGUCGCCAGUAAAUAAGUAAUUGUUUUUAUAUUUAUAAUCUUGCGCAUUUCAAAAACAUAUACUAAUAAAACUAUGUUGAACCAUUG